This is a messenger RNA of Camelina sativa (false flax), 1339 nucleotides long. RefSeq names its product putative 6-phosphogluconolactonase 1. The record is from RefSeq and is a predicted model, not a curated record. Gene Ontology annotation, molecular function: 6-phosphogluconolactonase activity. NCBI's taxonomy places the organism in Eukaryota, Viridiplantae, Streptophyta, Magnoliopsida, Brassicales, Brassicaceae. Gene Ontology annotation, biological process: carbohydrate metabolic process; pentose-phosphate shunt.
UUUAUCCUUCUUAAGUUUGUUUUUUCACUUUUGUUUGUUUGUGUGUUUUACUUUUAUCACGAUAUGCACGUCGAAACCCAGAAGGUAAAAAUCUCUUAAUUUCUUAUAAUUCUUCUUCUCUCCCAAGAGGCGUUUUCGUUAUUAAUUUAUAUAAAGGCAGAUUUAUUUGGAAGUCCUUUGUUUACACACAAACCAAAUAUAUAAAUAACAUUGUUGCAUAUCUAUCUAUAUGAAUGUAUGUAGACAUGACCUAUGUAUUGAUGGUGCAAUUAUAUAUAUAAUCAUUAUCAUCUGGUGCUUUUGUAAAAUCUAUCUAUCAUUAUUAACCUGUUGUUUCACUCAUAUCAUCUCUCUUACCUUUCUCUUUAACUCCUUUAGUUGCUAAAAAAAAAAAAAAACAGAGGAAGCAAAAUGGCACUUACUUGGACUCAUAAAGACAGAGGAGAAAUUAGGGUUCAUGAGAAUUUGCAGGAACUAAGCAUAGACUUGGUAGAUUAUAUAGCUGAGGUAUCAGAAGCAUCAAUUAAAGAGCAUGGUGCUUUCUGCAUUGUGUUGUCAGGAGGCUCUCUCAUUAGUCUGAUGGGAAAAUUGAUCGAGCCACCUUACGACAAGAUUAUAGAUUGGGCGAAAUGGUAUGUCUUUUGGGCGGAUGAGCGCGUAGUAGCUAAGAGUCAUGACGAUAGCAACUACAAACUCGCCAAGGACAAUCUCCUCUCCAAGGUCAAUGUGUUUCCGAGACAUAUAUGUUCGAUUAACGACACAGUUUCGGCGGAGGAAGCUGCAGCAGAGUAUGAGUUCGCCAUCAGGCAGAUGGUGAGAACAAGAACUGUGGCUGCAUCUGAUAACAGUGACUGUCCCAAGUUUGAUCUGAUCUUGCUUGGGAUGGGAUCGGAUGGGCAUGUAGCCUCGCUCUUCCCAAACCACCCAGCACUUUUGGUGAAGGAUGAUUGGGUCACGUUCCUAACUGACUCUCCUAAACCGCCACCGGAGAGAAUCACAUUCACUUUACCCGUCAUUAACUCAGCUGCUAGAGUUGUUGUAGUAGCCACCGGCGAAUCCAAAGCCAAUGCUAUCCACUUAGCUAUCGAUGAUUUGCCCAAACAAGAGAGCUCUUUGUCCCUGCCUGCAAGGCUAGUCCACCCAAGCAAUGGGAAUCUGAUCUGGUUUAUGGAUAAACCAGCGGGGUCUAAACUUGACAAGGUUUAAAUUUUCCGAGUAGGACUUAGAUAUUGUUCUUUGUUCCAAAAGCGAAUGGUUCUUUUUUUAUCAGUGAUGACCCUUUUUGUAUGAAGAGCAUCCGGUUUAAAAACAUGUUUUUUUUUUCAACUUUUCUAACCAA